Molecule: messenger RNA, 1434 nt
Organism: Penicillium oxalicum
Lineage: Eukaryota; Fungi; Ascomycota; Eurotiomycetes; Eurotiales; Aspergillaceae
Product: putative MFS pantothenate transporter
Exons: 3
Coding region: 1-1434 (477 amino acids)
Biological process (GO): pantothenate import across plasma membrane
Cellular component (GO): plasma membrane
Molecular function (GO): pantothenate transmembrane transporter activity
Source: RefSeq, a predicted model, not a curated record
AUGGCUCUUUUUUCACGAUUCAAGGCCUAUGUCAAGGGCCCGGAGACAGUCCCUGGCGAAGCUAAACUGCUCCGGAAAAUCGAUGCAUUUAUCCUAUCCUUCUGUUGUCUUUGCUACUUUGCCAACUAUCUCGACCGCAGUAACCUCAACAAUGCAUACGUUUCAGGAAUGAAAGAAGAGCUUCAUUUCAAGGGGAAUCAGCUCAAUGUAAUUAAUACGGUGUUCACUGUUGGAUACAUCAUCGGGCAGAUUCCCUCCAAUCUAGCUCUCACAUACAUGCGCCCUCAUCUCUUCUUCCCGGCAAUGAUGCUCAUCUGGGGUGGUCUGACCAUGGUCACGGCCGCGGUGCAUAAUCCCCAGGGCAUCAUGGCGAUUCGGUUCUUUCUCGGGCUCGCCGAAUCAAGCACCUUUGUCGGCACACAUUAUAUUCUCGGCUCAUGGUAUACCGAAAAAGAGCUGGGCAAGCGGAGCGGCAUCUUCACGGCGUCGGGGUUGGCGGGGACCAUGUUCGGUGGAUUCAUUCAAACCGGUAUUCAGAGAUCUCUGAACGGGACUCACGGACUUGCCGGAUGGCGAUGGCUUUUCAUUAUUGACGGACUGAUCACGAUUCCGAUCGCCAUUUAUGGGUUCUUACUCUUCCCCGAUACCCCGACCACCACAAAGGCGCCCUAUUUGACCUCGGAAGAACGGACCAUGGCCAUUGAUCGCAUUCCCAAGUCGGGCGUGGCCAAAGUCCCGCUCAAUUUGACCUUCGUCAAACGUGUCUUCACCUCAUGGCACUGGUACGGCUUUGUGGUACUUUGGAUCAUCGCGGGAGAGACCGAAUCCUUUUCCAGUAAUGCUUUGUUGGCUCUUUAUAUGAAAUCCUCUCCCAGUCAUCACUAUACAAUCGCUCAAUUGAACAACUACCCCACCGGCGUGCCGGCCGUCGGGAUCGUCUCCACGCUGUUCUGGGCAACCCUGACCGAUUUCAUGGGUGGCAAACGGUACCUCGUCGGUUACUUCAUUGCGAUCACUGGAAUCGUGACAUCGGUUCUCAUCUUGACGUGCUUCGACAACACCGCGGUUGUGUUUGGCGCAUACUACUGGGCGGGCGCGGUCUAUGCCUGUCAAGCCACAUUUUUCGCCUGGUGCAACGAUGCGAUGAGAUAUCAGGAUGAUCGGUUCCGGUCCGUGGUCAUUGCCAGCAUGAACAUGGGAAGUAAUGCCGUGAAUGCCUGGUGGAUCCUUCUUUUCUACUCGGCCAAUUUUGCGCCUCGCUUCACCAAGGGUAUGUGGGCGAUGAUUGGUUGCUCCAUUGCCUUGGCCUUGUGGACGACGGGAAUCGUUUUGAUGACAACGCGCGAGGAGAGAACCCGCGAGAGUCAAGCCCUGCUUCAAGAACCUGACCGAGAUGACACCAAACAAAUCGAGGGUAUCACUCGAGAGGUCUGA